UUUUCAGCAAACGUAAAUAUCAUUUAUACGGUUAUUUUGUUUUUACCAUUCUACUCCAUAGAAACCACAGCAAACGUAUUCUUCUUCAUUCUUUGUUAUUCUGCAACGCUUCAAGAAUUAAAUAUCAGAAAAUGGAAAUAGGAAAUAAGGUUUACCUAAAUAACAUUGACCAGAUAGAUGAAAAAUCGCAUAUCAAGGUUCGGGUGCUUAAAAUUUGGAACUUUGUCAGAAAUAAUAAAGUUUGUUCCAUUGAAAUGAUCAUCAUGGAUGAGGAGGGUACACAAUACCAAGCUCGUGUCUUCAAUCAGAAUUUCUCUAGAUUUCGUCAUCUUUUAAAGGAAGAUGAAAGUUAUAUAGUUAUAAAACCCAAUAUGGCUGCUGUUACUAAUGGUUUUAGUUAUACAGAUGUUAUUGGACAUAUCGUGUCAUUUAGGCCUCUUGAAACUUCAAAUCCAGUACCAUCCAAGCAUUAUAUAAAAGUCACUCUUAGCAACCUAGAUUCUGUACAUCUGAAGGUUACUAUUUUUGGAAGUCAAGCAUAUCAAAUUUCAGAAUACCUAAAAAAUAACCCGACUGUUAAUUUUGUUGUUAUCGUGAUGCAGUUUUUGAAGCUAAACAUUUGGAAUGGUCUUGGUGAAGCUAAAAGUCAUUUUAAAGUAACGAAAUUGUUCAUAAAUUCUGACAUUUAUGAAAUAAAUGAGUUUAAAAAUAAGUUGAAAUGUCAUGACAAUUUCGGUAUAACUGAAAAAAGCAUAACUACACUUCAAAGCUACUCUUCUUCAUAUACAGAUGACUUUAAGGGCAAUUUUCCAUUAAAAACAAUCUGUGAGAUCACCGAACCAAUUAAGGAAAUGAAGUUUUUAUUAGUUGCUUCCAUUGUUAAUAUAAGGCAGAAUCUACCAUGGUAUUAUGAAGCAUGCAAAAAAUGUGGAAAAAAAAUUAUCCCUGUUCCCAAAACCAAUCAUUCGUAUACCAACCCUGAGGGAAUUUCAGAAACUAUGGUUGUCGAGUGUACAAAUGCACAAUGCAAAAAAUCUGAAUUUCAGGAAGCAAGGAGGUUGUUAAAUAUAAGUGCCUACGAGUUGAAAAAGAUACAUGAUGCGGCCGGAGACAGUGAUGCCCUAUUUCCAAUGCAACUUAACGUGUUGAAAAACUGCAAGUUUGGUUUUGUUGUAGAUAUUACAGAAUACAAUGUCAACAACUAUAAUAACAUCUACACAAUUCUCAGAGUUACAGAAGAUAUGUCCAUUGUUUGUGAAUUGGAAAGUAAAAUAGAACCUAUGAGUAUUCAAUCUGUCUCCUUAAAUCAAGUUGCUUUGGAAUCCGAUGAUGUUGUACAGCCUGUUCAAAAGGAUGUGAUCUCACAAACAGACGAAAGUUUUACACCCUCAACAGUUGAUAAGUCAACCGCAACAAGUCCUUGCAAAAUAUCAGGUGAUUUGAAGCGCAACCUCCAAGAAAUUUAUGAUGUUGAUUCUGGAUAUGAUUUAAGUUCAACUAAGGCUAAAAGAAAGUCAACCGCAGAGGAAACUCCACUCUUGAUUCCAAAAAUUGAAAAGUGA
This is a messenger RNA of Lactuca saligna, 1562 nucleotides long. NCBI's taxonomy places the organism in Eukaryota, Viridiplantae, Streptophyta, Magnoliopsida, Asterales, Asteraceae. The record is from the annotation of a GenBank genome assembly.